AUGAAGUUUCUCAGCGCUGCUACAAACGCAGCACUAGCCGGUCUUUUACUGCUGAUGCCUGCGGUGAAUGGAAAAUUCUAUUAUGAAUGUAAAAGUGGCAAAAAUUAUGCCAUGUCAGUGAUUGAGGUUGCCGCAAGAUCUGCAACUAUCGAGCUAACGCAUUCAAUCGAACCUACGGUCCCCCAAUAUACGAAUUGCAAGUCAUUUAAAUUCUACAAUUAUGCAACCGACAUUGGUAUGAAGUGGUACUUGGUUCAAGAUAUUAUGGAUCCACCAUCCUACAGAUUCUACGAAUUACAUGACACAACGUGGGAACCGUGUGUUUACCGAAUUUAA
Molecule: messenger RNA, 336 nt
Organism: Blumeria graminis f. sp. triticale
Lineage: Eukaryota; Fungi; Ascomycota; Leotiomycetes; Helotiales; Erysiphaceae
Source: the annotation of a GenBank genome assembly